Messenger RNA from Botrytis byssoidea, 2706 nucleotides. RefSeq lists its product as uncharacterized. Bases 1 to 2706 code for a protein of 901 amino acids. The record is from RefSeq and is a predicted model, not a curated record. Gene Ontology annotation, molecular function: phosphorelay sensor kinase activity; histidine phosphotransfer kinase activity. The transcript has 2 exons. Gene Ontology annotation, biological process: protein autophosphorylation; phosphorelay signal transduction system. Lineage: Eukaryota; Fungi; Ascomycota; Leotiomycetes; Helotiales; Sclerotiniaceae.
AUGCUUGAUGCACUCAUACCCACACCUGAACAACAUAGUGGAAUGCCAGAACCGCGUUUUCAUAGUGAGCGUUCUGAGGGAAAGUCAUUCGCUUCGAGAAUAUACAGACCCCAACGUCAAAGGGCGAGACGGUUUCCUACCAGGCCCCCGGUAAAAGAUCGGUUCCUCAAGAGGACGGGGGAGGAAAUGACGAGUGUAAUGGAAUCGAGGACACAAGCACCACACAAUCUUAUUGACAGACAAACACUGUGCUUGCCGAAUUUCUCCGAGGAUUCUAUACUGCAUAGUGGAGAUGAAGGCUUUACAGAGAUCUUGAGUCGAUACUUCCCUGCGGCGGAGAGUAACGCUUCGGAACGCCUGGUGAAAUUGAAGUCUCAGCUUCGUAAGGCUGACACCUAUGACUUCUGGAAAGUGCUGAUGCAGGAAAUGUGCGAUAUAACAGGAGCUCAAUGCGGAUUGGUUGCUAAACGAAUGUUGGUGGAUGAUCAGGAUACCGCUGUCGAACUCCCGGAACUUGGGGAAGAAGGCUCGUGUUUAAUGGGUGUUGCUUUCUACACAAAAAACGGGGAUGAGGAACCUAACCUUGAAAGAGAUUAUAAGUAUACAGCCUUUGGUACACCUUGCGCUUAUAUGAAGUACGAUAAGGUGGUCAUUGUACCCGAGAGAAUGAAGGAGGUAACACCUAACAACCCAAACAUCAUGCCAUGGGGCCAAUCGGAGGCCUUCAUUGGUGUGCCAUUAACUAUGGAAGACAAAUCUUUUGCACACUUUGCAUUGAUAUGGUCUGAGGACGGUGCAAAAAGAAGGAAGCUCAGUUGGAGCUUCAUAGAAAUGUUCAUGCAUUCUCUUGAAGACUUGAUUCUCCAACGUAUAGUAGAGGGCCGCGGCUUUGCUAAAGAUGGCAACCUUCCGGAAUGCGCUGCAGAACAGAUCAUACCUCUUUCUGCUAUCACCGCUUCGCAGUCACUAAAACCGUAUGCUCGCAGUCUGUCGCACGAGUUAAGGACGCCAAUGCAAGGAGUUGUUGGAAUGCUUGAUAUCAUGUACUCAACAGUACUUGAUGCUAUCGCGAAUCAACAGAAUGAGCGGGCUCGAGCUGUUUUUGCCGAUCUCAAGGCCAAUAUUGAGAUCGUGCAAGAAAGCUCUAGAAGGGCGAUAGAAGCAGCCGAUAAUGUUGUCCACGCAUACGAUCUCAAUAUGCAGAUGCCUGAUGUUCCCCUAACGCCUGAAGACGACGGAACAAAAUCUUUUGCACCAAUGCAAAAUUAUUCUCCACCAACCGAUGGACAAUUACGAGAGGCAUUUUCAUCUCCAAAUCUAAAGAAGAGAAAUCGUUCCGAAGACCUCGAGCUCAAUUUAGGAUCUCCUCCGAAGCGUAUGUUCACUUUGCCAGAGGAAGAAAUAUCACAGCAUUUACUCGAUGUCGAUUCCGCCAUAGUUUCCACGGCAUGCUCUAGCCCCGAGAUGCCCAUUCGAUCCACCACCACCACGACUUCAGAGAUAGAGAUGAAGUCGAACGAGUUUCCUUUCGAUUCAAACCCUAGCCCACUUACAUCUCCAGCUUCCGUGAAUCCUGGUCAUCAACGAGUUGUUACCCGCGAGUUCAUGCGAAACCUUAUUAGUGAUUCCCUCAAGACCGAUUAUCCAACUAGCGAGCACCAUACCGCAACGGAAUUUGGCGAGAUAAUUGAACUAAAAACACAAGGAUCAAGAGGCGAAAUCCAAGAAUGCUCGAUCGAACUAGUGAUCCAGCCCGAUGUUCCCGAAGCUAUCCUUACUGAAGAGCAGCAUUUGCAAUUCUCAAUCUCAAAAAUCAUCGACAAUGCAAUCAAAUUUACUGAUGGGGGUAGCAUUACAAUAACGGUCAAACUCAACAACACGGGGCACAUGAUUGAGAUAUGGGUGGUUGAUACAGGAUGCGGUAUCACCGAGGAAUCAAGAUGUCGUUUAUUUCAACCUCAUUUCCAACAAAAUGCAUCAAUCAGUCGUGCGAAAGAUGGUCUAGGACUUAGCCUGUUCAACGCGAAAGCUCAUGUGAGGAAGAACCUUGGUGGUGAUGUCACACUGGAAAGAUCUGCAACAGAAGGUCCAUUAAAAGGAUCGGAAUUCCUGAUACGUCUUCCAAUCUCGGUACUGGAUAUGAAAAGGGCUGUAACUCCACUUGUGGGCUCAUCACCUAGUCAUCCUCGAAUUACUCGGGAUGCUGUUAUAUCGCCUUAUGCAACAGCCUCAGCGAAGACUGCACGCCGACGAGCAACUCCCAACGCCAAUCUUGCCAAAGACUAUCCUCUAAACUUCCUCGUUGCAGAAGACAACGUAAUUAAUCGAAAAUUCGCUUUUACAGCUCUCAGCAGACUCGGCUAUUCUGAAGAUAACAUUACACUUGCAUUUGAUGGAGCAGAUGCCGUUCGUUCUUACCAAGCCUCGUUGUCAAAGCCAUCUGGUCGAUAUGAUAUAAUAUUAAUGGAUAUAUGGAUGCCGAACAUGGAUGGCUACGAAGCUACAAAAGAAAUAACCAAAUUGGCAGAAGCUCAUGGAGAGACUGCCACUAUCGUCGCGGUUACCGCCGAUAUAACAGACGAUUGUUCAAUGAGGGCGAAGGAAGCGGGCAUGCAAAGUUUCCUAGCAAAGCCGUAUAGAGUUAUUGAUAUGGAGAAACUCAUCAUCGGCAAUUUUCAACAAGGGUUCUGCUGUUCAGAAUCAUGA